Messenger RNA from Pocillopora meandrina, 13557 nucleotides. The record is from the annotation of a GenBank genome assembly. NCBI's taxonomy places the organism in Eukaryota, Metazoa, Cnidaria, Anthozoa, Scleractinia, Pocilloporidae.
AUGAUGCUGGAGUUUGAAAGCGACUUUAAAUAUCUAGCGCCGGCAAUUUUUGAGGCCAGUGCUUUAGCGGAGGUAAAACAAACAUAGCUCGAUUAACUUAAUUAAAACACGCAACUUGAGGUUGUAGUUCGUUUCUUGUGACUUUUUUACCGAUUUGAAGAUAAAUUUAAAGAGACAAAUGCUAAACUUAGGUGGUAUGCAUGUAUUUGCAUGUGCUUUGGAUUUUAAAGAAAUUCUUACCAACUCGCUCCAACUCUUUUUUAUCAGUGAAUAGUAUCGUCCCUAUGUCAAAGCACAAAUUAUAAGUCAUUAAUAAUAUGCUGUUUUUAUUUUAUAUCUUGCAUUUUAGACGAGAGAGAGAACCUACCUCUACGUAUUUGAGCAUCGUCCGGACUUUACGCAGGUCCCGGCAUGGGCUGGGACAGUUCGCGGGAUGGAUGUCUCUUUUGUGUUCGGAGCACCAUUUAAGAAGCUUUCCUCUUUAAUCGACUAUUUCACGCCCAGAUUUUCCGAAAUCGAAAAGGGAUUCAGCCUAUACAUGAUGAAACUGUGGACGGAUUUUGCCAAAUUUGGGUAAGAACCGAUUAGAGUGUUCCUUAGUUUCCACUUCUUCCUUCAAAAAUUGUGAAUUUAGGGAUCAGAAUGGGGCCAACUUCUAGGAGAAUCACGGCCUCUCUCGCCACGCGUUGCUUAGAAUCAAACGGUCUUUUCCGCACAUAGCAUAGCUAUUACUUAAUAGGUUUUUUUCCCUUUUCAGAUCUCCUACUCCUCCUGGUUCUUCGAAAAUCACAUGGCGAGAAUUUACCAAAGACGAGCAGUUUUACGUAGCCCUCGACGUGAAACCGAGGCUGAAGCAACGCUUUAGAGCCAGCCAAGUAGCUUUUUGGAAUGUCACAAGUAAGAUUGGUAGAAGAGGACGCAAAGGAAAGACAACUCCCAGAUCUUAUUUGUAACUAAUCCGAUCCAUUAAAGGAAAACUGAUAACUGACAUAGUAAGUGAAAAACGCUAACGUUAGUUUAAAGCAAAUCGUUAAUUGACAACUCAAAAAGAAAUUCUUUUUUUUUAAUUAUAGAUAACUCCACCGUGUAUACAAUGUGUUUUCAGUUAAAGUGUGUCAAAGACUGAUUAUCAGAAUAGUUGUGAGGGAAAUAGACAGAGGGAAAUAGUCUCGGACCGCCGAAAAUCUACAUGCUUGGUCUAGUGCCACUUGUUAGAAGCCAAAAAAAAAUGGUAAAGGAGUUCAAUUUUCGCGAAUAAUAAUAAUUCCGUAACUAGGAAUUACGGUUUUCGAAAAACUUUCCUACUGCUACGGUGGCUAAACUCAUACUCCUGUUCAUACUCUCUCUCUCUUUCUCUUUUAAUAAUUUAGGUCAAUUACAUCUAAUAUCAAAAUAAUCUUAAAUUUUUUGUUUUGUUACGAAACCCUAUAUAAAAAGAAACUGCAUAAGGUGUCUUGAAUAAAACAUAAGUAUGAUUUGAUGCACUGAUGACGCGACAACUUAUUUUGUCUAUGCGAAUUAUUGAUUUUACCAUGAAAGCACAAUUCAAUGUUCCAUCUCUCAUUAAGGUUUAAGGUUGCCAUUUUUCAUAAAUAUAUUUCGUUUUGCCGGCUGACCACCGUCGAAAGCUUGAAUAAAAACAUUAAUUAGAAGUGUCCAAUUGAUCAACAAUUACUUUUGACCCGGAAGACGUUGAGGUGCUUUAAAGGCUUUCCUGUAAGUAACGUAAAGUUCAAAUCGCUGAAAGAUGAUCUGGAGGAAUGGCGAUGAUGAUGUAAAUGAAGAUAUUAAAUUUUAAGUCCGGCGAUCUUUAAAUGAAAGAUAAUGUUAUUCAGAGAUUGGCACAGACAUGCUCAGAAGAAAAGAACUCCCAGUGCUUCCAAUAGGGGUCGAACUUAGGAUAUAGAUAUUCUAAUAGGGGUCGAUCUUCCGGUAAAUACUUCGUAUGCUCUACCACUGAGCUGUAGGAGAAUCGUGGCAAGUGAGGUCGUUUACCUAGGUCCAAGAAGACAACCUUCUUGAAUACCGCUACGAUAGGAAUGUCGAUACGUUAUGCUUCUGCACAACGACAACGUACUAAUGAAUAGUAAUCGAAAGAUCGUAAGAUCGACGAGUUUGCCUGUGUCAUUCGAUGAAUAACGUAAUCCUUUAACAGGAAUGUUAAAGACAUGAUUGCUCAUACGCAGUCUUACAACGUUUCAGAGCACGCUCACAACACGCUCACGCUGCGAUACCGAGUAAAGGUUGAUAAUCGUGAUCACCAUAGUUAACCACGCAAUGAAAAGAUAGUUACUCAGAUAAGAUUCCACUGGUAAAUAAAAGCUAACAUACAAAUGUAUGCAGUUAUUUGAGCAAGAACGGCCGCCUCCUGUGAAAGAAACUUUGAUUGUAAAUUAGCAUUUCUACGUUAUUUGUGGAUGAACACUGAAGGAAAUAUCUUUCGUUUAAAAUUUUAAAUUGAAACUUUUCUUUUCCUCCCCCCCCUGGUAUUAUGUUUGUAUUCACGCGAGGCGCGAGUGAUUUCACAAAAUAAGUCAAUACUGCCAAAGAACUCUAACCUUGACAUUGAAGACUGACGUGGACAUUUUCGCGUACUUUUGUUGUUUUUUCAACACUUUGGAGUUGUUUUUAAGCUGUUUUUCAUGCAUAUGUGUUAGUUCUCUGUUUGGGGUAACACAUACGAUUCAGAGUUUAUUCCCAGGGCUUGUAAAGCUCAAACGUUUGGGGUAACACAGAUGAUUCAGACGCAUUCAUCUUUUGCUGUUUUUCUGGAACAAGAAUAAGUGUUUCUAAAUUCUGGAAUGGCCAUAAUGUUAGGAAUUCUGGGAUUCAUUAUAAACGACAAACCGUAGUAUACGGUUCUUCUUGGCAUUCGCCUUUGUUCCUAUCGAGCCACAUAAACAAAAGGAAAAUUUUUAUUAGUCGUGCCAUCGGACACGCCGCUGCUCAGAGGCCGCCGAGUCAUUUCACUUACUGCCUAUUGCUGAGCGUGUAAUUGUAAUGUGCGUUCACUUUAGUACACGUUUCCCGUGGAGGGUCACAUUUGGAAAACUGGGAGCUAACAUUAUACGAUCAUACACUGAGUUUCUAUCAUCGAAAAAAAAAAUAACAAAAUGGAAUACUUACAUACGUAAGAGUAUCCAUGGGUUUCUACCUUCAUGCAUAUCUUAAUCACGAAAGACACUGGAAAUAUUCUGACAUAUUGCCCAACUUUUUUUCACUUUUUUUUCGUUCUUUCACUUUGCUGUAGAUCAAAGCACUGGCUGAUGUGCCUCCAGAUAAUUCCGGCCACGGCAAAAAAAAAAGAAAACAUACGUUGAAAUAUCAUAGUUGGGAGGUCAGCAGUUCUAUUUGUCUUUUUCAAACUCGAUCUCUACAAUUAGGCAUAUUUAAGUGAAAAAAGGGAAACUUAAGUAAAUAAGACAUAGGCAAAAACCAAACCUUUAUGGAAUUCCAGUCGUUCCGAAAGUCCUUCUCAGGUGAUACCUGGACCCUGUAUAUUGUUAACCAGGCGGGGCGUGGCCUCACGUCGGAACAACCUCGGAUUUUAAAUCCACAAACAGGAUACAGAUAUGAAAACUUAUUGUGGUUGUUGUGUUCAUCUGGGGACCAACCCCUAUCCUCAAGUCGGCCAUUCUUUGCGGGAUGGCUCUGGUCUUCGCUCGAUGCACUCAUUAUAUAGUUUAGUUUACAUGGCACGGUGGUCGAACGUUAGCGAGAGAUCUGGAUUCGAGACCUGGUUGAGUAGUUGCGUUAAUUUCUUCAGCAAGACACUCAACACUCCCUACCCAGGAGUUUAAACCAGUACCGGCGAACUGUUAAGGUAAUCAGACGAAACGCUGGGCGGUAAAAAGCGAUGGAACAGCAUUCAGGGGAAGUCGCUUCACAUACUUCAUGCACCGAACAAACUUGGCGUCAAGCUCGUCAUUACGUGCGCUCCUAUGUGGACUACUCAGUUCAAUUUCUGGUUUAAAAAAAUUAAACUUUUAUGUUUUUAUUCAAUGUUUGACCAUUAGAUAUUUCAUAACUCAAGUUUUUCACAAUUUUGAUCUGAUGGUAACACGACUUUGUGUCGCCAUAUUCUGUCUGCAUUCAUAUUCAUGUUGCCUGAUUUUGUCAAUUAUUCAAAAAAAAAUUGUUUCCUACAGUCGGUACGAGAGAAAACAAUACAAGGGAAAUUACCGAUUUGACUGGAAAAAAAAUUAUUUUGACUGCAUUGUGCUCUACAAAAUAGGGCAUCAUCAAAAUCACGGCGUAGUAUUUUCAAUGCCGUUUUGCAUCAAUAAACCAAUGAUAAGUUGACGAAAUAAGACUCGGACUAUUGAAUAAAUUGACCCUGAGCUCAAAAUUUCACGGUGAAAGGUACACUUUUCAGGUAUGACAAAUAAAAUGCAAUUUUGAAUAUACUAUCUCCCUUUGUGCUGUAAAUGAGUCCCAGAAGAAGCCUUCCAUCCUUACCUACUUAGGGCUUUUCCUGCAGUCAGUGUUGUUUGUUUGCAUAUAAUUUGCCUCAAAACUAAAAUUUAAACUCUAAACGGGAAAAAGCGAUUAACAACAAGGACAACAGGUUUAUUGUGAUUUACAAUGUCUUUUAUUUAUAGUAAGCUUGGUUGGCCGAUGGAAGCUUUUUUUACACCAGUGACAACCACCUCUCAGUACCAAAAAAAUAUUAGAGUGCCCCUUAGAAAGAAUAGAGAUCAACGUGAAUUUAACAAGUUUGAUCAUUUUUCUCUAGGUGAAAUACCGUUGUCGAUAAGAUUUCAGACAAAGCCGCUCGCGUCAACGUGUCACGCAAUGGUCACACAGUGAAAGAAUCUUGGAUCAAUAUCAGUAGCUGAGAACAGACCCUUAUGUAAAACUACCGUACAAUUUUAACAAAACACCCCCUUAUAUAACUCGCCAUUGUUACAUAGCGACCAUUCAGAGGUACAGUUAAAAACCCCUGGAUGUAAGAUACGAAUCUAAGACCCCUGGAUGUAGCGACAGCAUCACGAUCGAUGUGAUCAUCUGCGCGCCGACCCCGAGAUGUAAGAUUUUAUGAUCGCAAUAAACAUCUGGGCACGGGUUUUUAAUGAAUAUGAUCAGAAAAUCUCUUCUCUAAUCUAAACCUAAUCCUGAGGGAAAAAAGGCUAAUUGAUGUUUAAACAAGCGACGUAGAUAAGUUAUUGCUGAGUAGUUCUUUUUAUUUGUUUAUUUUGUUUUCUGCUUCAACAGACAGUGUAACGUACGGUGGUAGAACAGUUUUAACCUCAAAUCGAAUGCUUGCGUUGAUUUGCUUCUUGAGAUUAUCUUUAUUUUAUGUAUGAAACGAAAAAGGCAAUACUUGGUAUGGCGAAGAAACCUGGUUUUAGGUCCAAAUCAUGAUCUUGAGGUAUCCAAAUCACUGGAAUUUGCUUCCCUUUCAGCAGUCUGGUCCAGCCUCGUCCUUGACUUGAACUGAGUAUAAAAUUUAAAUACAAAAAAUAGCGGGUAAACUCAGAAAUAAAGAUUUGUCGUUGGGUAGUAAACAACUAGAGGUCUAGCGUCACAUUCGUGCCCGAUAAGUAGACUAACGUCGCUGCCUUGGCCAAAGAUUAUUUUCUUAAAUAGUCUCUCCAUCGUUCAGAUGGACUAUGUGCACUCGAGUAACGCUUCUAUUAAUUUUUUUGAUAUUCUUGUUUUCUGAGUUACACUUUAACAGGUAGAGCGUUCUUUGAAUCUUUACAAAAAUGGCGUCUUGUUUAAGGUUCUUUGUAGAAUCUUUAGCUUUUCCUGUUCAAACACAUGAAAGUUAUGAUCGUAAUUCAAACACAGUAUUGCACCACGCACCUUCUUGCAAGAGGAAGACUCGACUCUUCCGAUUUGCCUAUCUUGAAUUGAUAACCGGAAGAGGUAAUAAAGUUGUAUUGUAUUCAUAACCUCUGUUACUCGUGCAUGGUAAUUUGGAUGAUAAAUCACAGCCAGUCAACUAUCUCUAAACGAACACCCUCAGGAAUUGGAAAAAGUUUCCAUUACUAGAACUGUCCGCCUACUAAAAUUAUUCCCGUGAGUGGAAAGCAAAGAAAAGUAGUGUGGAUGUUGGCUAAUGUCAAACAAACCGCCUGCCAGCUUGCUCUCCCGCGGAUAAACAGAGAUUCGACAAAAGCGAUCCUAAUUGUUCCGUUGCUCUGUCGAAGUUCAUUUUUUUUGGUUGCACAAAUUGUUUUGCUAAGAAUCAGUUAUUAUCUAUGGGUGUCCGAGAAAGCGUAAGCAAAAUAAAAUCCAAUUUUCAAUUUCAAGUGUCCACGUCCACUUAUGAGAGAGUGUCCACUUACGGGGAUGCCAUUCAAUAACGAUGUAAACACAGAAUUUGACUGGAAAGCAAAAAGGUCAUGGGAAUUGGUGUCCUUGAAUAGAAAGCUCCGCUUACGAUAGUAUCCGUUUGCGGAAAGUUGACAGUAUAAAUAAGGCGGUUUUGUUCUGGGGUCAUGAUUUUGAGCAUUUUCAGUUUGUGUGUACAUGUGUUUAAAUCAUUUUUACUAAGUAUUUGUAUCUUAAGUACACUUUUUGAAACGUUUUAUCAUUGUCAAAUUAGAUCAAACAUCACUCAGUAAACAUGACAGGAACAGCUAAGGAUAAUGUGAUCUCUUAACGCAGCUAAAAACCAUCCCGCGAUUUCCUUUUUCCUUUAGCACAUUUCCGUUUCUGUUCCUGUACCACUGAGCAAGCACAAGACACGAAAUACAGGUAACCUUAAUAAAACUCGCUUAGAAUAGUUUCUAAGGCCUGAGGAUAUUUUUUUUAUAAGUGGAACCGUUCGUUAUUGAAAAAUGUAAAUUGACUCGCUGGCCAGACAAGGUAUUUUGGGCUAAUAUUAAAAGCUGAAAAGUUGUCAUUUGAGUGCUUCUGGGAAACAGUUUCGGGUGUGACAGGAUACUGAUUAAUGUUUCUUCCGCUGCAUUGAAAAGCGAAAAUUGAAAGGCUACUUUUACUAUUAUUACACUAUUAGCUCAUAUCAUGCUCAUGCGCAAAUGAAAACAAUUAUAUUGUUAUAAAGUCUCGCUUUGAAAAGGUAGGACAGAUUCGUCCUCACACUACUCACAAGCAGUUCCUUCAUCACUGAGGUAGAUCAUAUUACCUCUGAGGUUGCCGAGGAAAAGGCAACCUACGAGAAGUAAGUGGUUGUAUUAUAAAGCUUGCUAAAUAUUUAUUCAUUUGUUCCCGUUAGGAAAUCCUGUGCUGACCCAAGGAAACUAUAAGUGUGUUUAUGUCUACUAAUCAAUUAACUGAAAAUCUAUGAUCUAUUAUUGUUGCAACGUGUAUCAGGGCACAGCUGAAGGACGAUGUCAGGAAACAAUUAAUGCUGACCAACGAAAGAAACAGCUUGUCUUUAAAUAUUGAACCAGAUCACAAAUACUAACGACAGAUUAGAUGAUAAGGCAAUUUUACAUUUUCCCUCCAGCAGACAGGUGUUCACUAAACUUCAAGCGAAACUCCCUGAGUGAAUCAAAACAUGUCUUCCUUUACUGCUCUGUUGAUUUUGCUUACCCUAGGUAAGUUGAAAGAAUAUGAACUGUUUUUUAAAUGCUUCGGCACUUAAAUGAGACCGUAUUGAUUAAAUAAUGAGGGUCAUUGAUGCUUUUUCCGUCACAAUAUGUCUGUGUCUCUUGUGCAGUGGCGUGCGCUCAUUUAGACUGAGUUAAGUUGAGUCUUUUAAUUGCUCAUCAUCCCAGUCAUCUUUUUGGGUGGUGAACCUCAAUUUUCAAAAUGUGCUCACAAAGUGAAAAAUAAUAACAGUCGAAGCCACAUUUUCAAAUAACAAUGAAGGGAGAGCUCAGAAAAGUUUAUAAAGAGUUCAGAUUUUUCUGAUAACUAUACAUGAACAUGAAAAAAAAAAUACUGCAAAAAGAUCUUUAAACUUGUAUUAGUCUUUUUCGAAAAUUAUGUAUUCAAAUUUCAUUCUUUCUGAUUCCUUUGUCCUUUUCGGUAAAAUUCCUUUCAAAUUGCCAGUUGUUUGGCGAGAAGGUUUUUCAUGACUGAGCCCAUAAGUCACCCACAUCAGGCUUUUUUUAUUGCACGGAUUCAACAAAUUUAACUUUUGGUGGAUCAAUGUAAGUGAAACUGUUUGUCGGAAAAAACUAUUACAUGUAAACGAACGUGCCUCCUUUCCUGGGGGGAAAAACCAAAGAUAUUCAGGGGAUUUUACGAAAUCACAGGAAGAAAUUUGCAGAUCAAUGAACACGACUAUUAAUCAGUUCACACGUGAUGACUUUUGUGACAUAAUAAUCUGAUUUAUUUACGUCGCUGCUUAAUUCGAGGAUCAGCAUUCUCACUAAGUCUUACGAUAUUGAAAACAUCUUCUCUAGCUCAAAUUCUUCUUACAUUAAACUUCAAAUUGAUUAAAGUCUUGACAAAGCGAAACCGAAGCAUAUAUUCGAAUCUCGCCAAUACAAGCCGUCAGAUCGAGUAUUUCUUUCUCGUCGACCAACAAAGAAAUGCUUUGAUUGUGAGCAUUUCAUGAUUCUCAGCUACGAAAUCUUAGACUCAAAUGAUUUUGAAAAAUUAUAGAGGGGCUUCUAAAUUCCCCAGCUUUGAUUGUGAACGAGUCAUUUCCUAAGUCACUUUCUCCAUAGUAAGCACUUUCACUUUAGCAACUUCCUUUAGUUAAAACCAGCCAAUGAAAUGGAUACAUGCAACUGUGAUAAUAUUCCUCAUUUCAGUAUUUUCGGUUUCCACAAAUCCCGGGAGUCCUCGAGUAUCUGUCCUGUUUAUCCGUUCAGUUAUCAUCUUUUCCCCUUACGUGUGUAAUUUGAUAUGAAGAUAAUACAUUGAGACUUACUUCUUUUUACAGGUCAACUACAGGGCUUUGUGUUUACUGUCCAAGGUUAGAGCACUACUAAUUUGCUAGAGCGUCGUCACUCUACAAGAGAAAAAAAUACAAGGCAAAUUCCCGAUUUGACUAAAAAAAACUAUUUUGACUGCAUUGUGCUCUACAAAACAGGAAGUCAUCAAAAUCACGGCGUUGUAUUUUCAAUGCAGUUUUGCAUCAACAAACCAAUGAUAAGUUGACGAAAUAAGACUCGGACUAUAGAAUAAAUUGAUCCUGAGCUCAAAAUUUCAUGGUGAAAGGUAAACUUUUCGGGUAUGACAAAUAAAAUGAAAUUUUGAAUGUACUAUCUCCUUUCGUGUUGUAAAUGAGUCCCAGAAAAAGCCAUCCAUCCUUAACUACUUAGGGCUUUUCCUGCAGUCAGUGAAGUUUUAUUUGUAUAUAAUUUGCCUCAAAACUAAAAUUCAAACUCUAAAGGGAUAAAAGGGUUUUACAACAGGGACAACAGGUUUAUUGUGGUUUAAAAUGUACACUUUUAUUUAUAAUAAGCUUGGUCGGCCGAUGGAAGUUUUUUUUACACCAGAGACAACCACCUCUCAGUAACAACAAAAUUUAAGAGUGCCCCUAGGAAAGAAUAGAGAUCAACGUGAAUUUAACAAGUUUUAUCAUUUUUCUUUAGGUGAAAUACCGAAAAAGCAUAUGUGUCCCAACGAGACGUUACGUCUGGAAUGUAGAGAACUGAAAUCUUCGAAUGAAUACAUCAAAUGGAAAGUUAGGGAUUCUAACAGCUUGAAAAUGAUUGAUAUUGCUUAUUGCAACAAUUCCCAGAAAUGUAUUCUUCUGAGUCAUUCACAGGAGUUUGACGGAAUAAUUGUUAAAGGAGUAUCCAAAGAAAGUCUCAUCAUAAAACGGUCAACACGAGAGGCAAAGAAGAGAAAAGUGACCUUUACAUGCGAGGUCGAAUAUGGAAGUCGAACCACUAAUAACCCAGUUGUGAUUGAUCUUUCCACCAAAUGUAAGUCUUUUUUCAUUUCUCUCCGUGCGCUAGAGCAACUAAUUCGAUCAGGUAACAUUUUAUCUAGUGGUAGCAUACUGGUCAUGCCUGCUGAAUGAAUGAACGUUGGCGGACAGCAAUCGAAAAAAGGACGUCUUCAAUACGCAAAACAAGCCCUAAGAGACUAAAAUUAUAAGUACAUUACUCUACAGUCUACGAAGGAUAUGAUAAAGAAUGUAUCUCCACCCGAGUGUGAUAGCAAGGAAAGGAAUGGCUUUAAGAUUUCCCUUAUAAUCAUCCAGCUUCCAGUCUGUCGUUUGUCUGCAAAAGGACUUUAUUUACUAAUCUUUUCAUUCCAGGUAUCUGGGCCCAAGAGGGAAGCGAUGUGAACCUGACUCACCACUUAGUCAAGAUGGUGCGGCAAUGGACACGAGUAGAGGACCUUUAUAUCAGAAGUAUGCCAGAUGCAAAGGAAGCAAUUGCGUACUGCACAAGUACGCAAUGUAAAGUACUAGAUCAUGGCUGGCCUGGGUUUCGAGACAGAUUUAUGCUGAAUAAUAAUGCCGUGAUGCUUAAUGGAAUAAAGAGAGAAGAUGAUGGCCUUGAGAUGACAAUUGUGAUUUAUUGGAAAAACGGUGUCCGUAGCGGUGGGCGGGAUGAGCGCUUCACGCUCAAGAUUUGCCUGAGAGAAGAAAUACCCGAAGGUUAGAUAUUAGGACCGGUAGCGAAUCUUAUGAAAAGCUCUAACUUCCUUCAUAUUUUUCCUCAUUAAGGACAUUACUUCAAUGUGAAAAUGGUAUAUAGUUGGUAAAUAUGAACAGAUAUCACGCAAGAGACGCGGCAAAUUGACCUGGAAGACAUGCAUGGGUGUUUAUUUCAGAAACCGUGCUCGACAUAUAUAGCAAAUUGUGUAUGAACAACGUACUGAACUUGGGUAUACCAAAACAUUUUUCAUUGAUGAGUUUGAACGAAUGGCACUUGGGAUGAUAUAUGAUAUGCUUUAAACGUCCCACAGGUGGCGCUGUUUAAGGAGAAGUGAGUUAUUCACUCAGGACUUUUUUUUUGUUUCAGGGACAAAUCGCAUCAAGUCUAACUCUAAUCAAACUUUCACAGAUUCAGAGCUGGUGAGUUUUUCUGGAUUCAGGCUUCAAUGGAUUGAGUUUUUUUUAUUAAAUUCAUUGUGUGGCUGAUUUGAAACUUGUUAUUUAAUCAACACAAUAACCGGAUCAUUAUUAGUAGCUUUCUUCAUAUAUUCGUCGUCUCUCAAUAACGCCAUCUAGAAUCUAUCUCUUUGAUCCACGUUUGCAGGUUAGAGGCUUUGAAAACUCAACCGUCGUACAAAUAGAGUCUGGAAAAAUUGUCGGCAAGAUUGAAAGCCUCCCACUUGGCAAAUCAGUCCUCACUUAUCUUGGGAUCCCAUUUGCCGAGCCUCCUGUGAAUGAAUUGAGGUUUGCUGCUCCAAACCAGGCCAAACCAUGGACAGGGAUCAGACAAGCGACAGACUACAAAGCUGCGUGCCCUCAGCCAGAUUUUCCAAUACCUAAUGUCAGAGUUGGAGAAGGUAAGGCAUGACGCUUUCAUAUAAAAUAACAUAUAGCAACAGAGCAACGAUUUCUGAUAAACAUAUAUUUGUUCGAAGUUACUGUUAACUCUUGCUUAAACACUUCCCUUUCUCAUAGUGGACGAAGAUUGCCUUUACUUGAAUGUUUUUUUACCGGCAUCCACUACAAAAGCCCGCGACAGGAAAGCAGUCAUGGUUUGGAUUCAAGGCCACAACUUCACAUUCGGUUCCUCGGCUCAUUAUCCGGCCCAUAUCUUGGCUUCAUUAAACGACGUGAUCGUGGUAACUUUUAACUACAGGCUUGGAAUAUUAGGAUUCCUGAACAUCCCUGGCACGGACUUAAAGGGAAAUUAUGGAAUGCAGGAUCAGGUAUACGAUCUAAUUGUGCGGUAAUGCAUUGUUAAAAUGUAUUGUAAAGAAGACAGUGUUAUCAUACAAAACACUUGGCAAUUAAAUUACAAACUAUACACACAAAAAAUAAAGAAUUAAACUUGACUCCUUUUUUUCUUCGUUAAAAACUUCAAGAUCCAUUCUUCUUGUGUAAAACGUAGUUAACCAACGAACAAAAAUAUCUAAGAAUUACUUUGUUUUACAUCUGCAGGUGAUGGCUUUGCAAUGGGUCAAUAAAAACAUUGCAAGUUUUGGUGGAGAUCCCAACAAUGUGACCAUAUUUGGUGAGGGUGCUGGGGGAAUUAGUGUCUCCCUUCAUCUUAUUUCUCCGUUGUCGAAAGGAUUGUUUCAAGGAGCCAUAAUUCAGAGCGGCUUUGCUACGUCACCUAUACUUAGAGGUAAUGGGGCAAGCACUCACACCUUGAAGGAAUUGAAGAAAGUCGCUAAAUGCAGGCCAGACAUGGAACUCACUCGUUGUUUACGGAGCAAAAGCCCGGCGGAAAUUAUUGAUACUCAAACAAGGUUUUCAUCGCUUUUCCCCACUAAGAUAUCAACAGAAGUUACCACGCCUGUUCCAGAUGGAGAAUUCCUUCCUGAAUUUCCCCAGAAGCUUUUCAAAGAAAGACGAUUUCCUGACAAAAGUGUUAACGUCAUGAUAGGGCUUACUUCACACGAAGGAGCUCUUGAUUUGGUCCUAGAGGCGGGAAAUCUCGCCCAUGUCGACAGAAAGGAGUUUGAAUUUACCAUAAAACGUUCACUUGGUCUUUGGCAAAACAGAGAUCGACAUAGAGUUAUAGAAGAGCUGGUCAAGUAUCGAUACACAGACCAUAAUGACCCUAGCAACAAAACUGCCAUCAGGGAAAUGAUGCUGGAGUUUGAAAGCGACUUUAAAUAUCUAGCGCCGGCAAUAUUUGAGGCCAGUGCUUUAGCGGAGGUAAAACAAACAUAGCUCAGUUAACUUGAUUAAAACACGCAACUUGAGGUUGUUGCUCGUUUUUUCUGACUUUUUUACCAAUAUAUAUGCUUUAUAAAUUUAAAGAGACAAAUGCCAAACUUCGGUGGUAUGCAUGUAAUUGCAUGUGCUUUGGAUUUUAAAGAAAUUCUUACCAACUUGCCGGCUCCAACUCUUUUUAAUCAGUGAAUAGUAUCGUCCCUAUGUCAAAGCACAAAUUAUAAGUAAUUAAUAAUAUGCUGUUUUUAUUUUAUAUCUUGCAUUUUAGACGAGAGAGAGAACCUACCUCUACGUAUUUGAGCAUCGUCCGGACUUUACGCAGUUCCCGGCAUGGGCUGGGACAGUUCGCGGGAUGGAUGUCUCUUUUGUGUUCGGAGCACCAUUUAAGAAGCUUUCCUCUUUAAUCGACUAUUUCACGCCCAGAUUUUCCGAAAUCGAAAAGGGCUUCAGCCUAUACAUGAUGAAACUGUGGACAGAUUUUGCCAAAUUUGGGUAAGAACUGAUCAGGGUGUUCCUUAGUUUCCACUUCUUCCUUCAAAAAUUUUGAAUUUAGGGAUCGGAAUGGGGCCAACUUUUAGGAGGAUCACGGCCUCUCUCGCCACGCGUCGCUUAGAAUCAAACGGUCUUUUCCGCACAUAGCAGAGUUAUUACUUAAUAGGUUAUUUUUCCUUUUCAGAUCUCCUACUCCUCCCGGUUCUUCGAAAAUCACAUGGCGACAAUUUACCAAAGACGAGCAGUUUUACGUAGCCCUCGACGUGAAACCGAGGCUGAAGCAACGCUUUAGAGCCAGCCAAGUAGCUUUUUGGAAUAAUUUCAUAAGUAAGAUUGGUAGAAGAGGACGCAAAGGGAAGACGACUCGCAGAUCUUAUUUGUAA